This is a messenger RNA of Belonocnema kinseyi, 1650 nucleotides long. RefSeq lists its product as uncharacterized. The coding region runs from base 1 to 1650 and encodes 549 amino acids. Gene Ontology annotation, biological process: DNA integration. The record is from RefSeq and is a predicted model, not a curated record. Lineage: Eukaryota; Metazoa; Arthropoda; Insecta; Hymenoptera; Cynipidae. Gene Ontology annotation, molecular function: nucleic acid binding. The transcript is spliced from 2 exons.
AUGUUUUUGGACAGAUUCAACAAUUACACUUCAUUGGGUAAACACAUCUUCACACAUCCUAAAACUUUCGUGGCAAAUCGGGUCGCUGAAAUGCAAUCUUUAACUCAAGUAGGAGAUUGGCGAUACGUUCCCUCAAAAGAAAAUCCCGAUGAUCUGUUAUCUCGCGGUGUCACAUCGCAACAAAUUUUGGACAACCUUUUUUGGAAACACGGGCCACAUUGGCUUAGUGAACAAGAAGGUUCCUGGCCUCCAGGUCAGUGUUUCACGGGAGAACGUCUUGAAAAACGAAGUGAGGCGAUCAUCAAAAUGUUUAAAUUAACGAUUGCCGGUUACAAUCUAUUAGAAAAAUACUCAUCUUUCGAUACAUUGAUUCGAGUAAUGGCUUUUUUAGCCGAAAUUAAUUCCUCCAAGAAGAAAAUACUGCAGCUAUUACAACGCUCAGCUUUCGCAAGUGAAUUUGAACAUUUGUCCGAAAACAAACCCCUUGAUCCCAAAAGUAGUUUGUUGUGCUUAAACCUAUUCCUUGACGAUGGCAUAAUCAGAGUAGGAGGUCGAUCAGAACGAGCACAGACCCCAGAAGAUCAAAAAUAUCCCAUUGUACUACCCAAAAAUCACCAUGUAACUAAAUUAAUAAUCAGAAAAGAACAUGUACGGAAAAUGCAUGCAGGUGCUCAGGCAACACUGUAUGCAAUCCGAGAGGAGUUUUGGCCCAUUGGCGGCAGAAAUAGUGUGAGAAUGGUCAUUCGUCAGUGUGUAUCAUGUUUUAGGGCCAAACCACGCGGAUCAAUUCCUCUAAUGGGCAAUCUCCCUGAGACCCGAAUAUGUCAAAGUCGUCCAUUUUUAAACGCCGGUAUUGAUUAUUACGGUCCAUUUUUCGUUAAAGAAAAACGACAUACAAAUUUAAAACGAUUCAAGGCAUAUGUAUCUGUCUUCGUCUGCUUUGCGACCAAGGCCAUACACUUAGAGUUAGUGUGCGACCUAACAACCGAAGCCUUUCUUGGAGCGCUUAAGCGAUUUUGUGCGCGUAGAGGUAAACCGAAUAAUAUAUACUCAGACAAUGCUACGAAUUUCGUGGGGGGUAAUAAAGAAAUCAAGGAAUUGCAUAAAUUUUUUCUCUCUGCAUGUAACGAUCAGUUAACGAUACGACAAAUGACAAAUGAAGGAAUUAAUUGGCAUUUUAUUCCUCCUCGCGCCCCUCAUUUCGGAGGAUUGUGGGAAGCGUCAGUCAAGUCAUUUAAGCAGCACUUGAUUAAAACAGUCGACAACACGUUGUUGACCUACGAUCAAUUAGAGACCUAUGUUGUGGAAAUUGAAGCAAUUCUUAACUCCAGACCAAUAUCACCUCUCUCAAACGAUCCUAAUGACCUUCUCCCAUUAACACCUAGACAUUUCCUGAUACGCAGUUCAUUAUCCACGAUCCUUCAAGCCAAUUUAGAGAAAAUACCAACUGGCCGAUUAUCAGCAUGGCAACAUGUUCAAAUGUUGCGCCAACACUUUUGGAGACGCUGGCAUCGAGAAUAUCUUCACCAAUUAACUACUAGAAGCAAGUGGCAAAACAACCGAACAGAUGAAGAAAUCAAGGUUCGCAGUUUGGUUCUUCUAACCUACACUCGUGCAGUCGCAAAGUUGUAUCCACUGCCAAUUUUUUAA